AUGAAUAGUUCAUUACCGGCUGAAAGACAUAUUACACUGAUCAUUCAUCUAACGAAUAGUAUCUUUCCAUUGUUAAUUUUACCAUUAGCAACCAUCGGUAAUUCGCUUUGUUUCCUCGUAUUUUGCCGACCCAAAUUUCAAAAACGUCUUACGCGUACAUCCUCUGUAUGUGUACGCGUAUUGUGUAUUAAUGAUCUGAUUCUCUUAUAUUUAUUUAUUAUUGACAUCUUUUUAAAAGUCUAUAUGAAACCACCAAUACGGAUCUAUUCAACGCCAACCGGUUGUCGGUUGUAUAAGUGUAUACGUUAUUCUAUAUUAGAUUUUUCAGCCUAUAUACAACUGGGCUUAACGACAGAUCGUUUCAUUUGUUGCGUUUAUCAUACGUACUAUUCGCGCUGGCGUAAACGAAACUAUUUAUUUUAUUUAUUAGGCAUUGCAUUCGUCUGCAUAUUUGCGAAGAACUCCUCGUUUUUGUCACCAUCCUAUGGAUAUUACUCAAUCAAUACUAGUAAUAAUCAUACCACAGUUAAAUGCUCGGUGAAGAUUAAAGCGAUCUAUUUUACAAUGUAUAUGGCCUAUGGACAAUCACUAAUUGAUAUGGUUUUUAUCACCUGUAUACCAUUUUUUCUUAUUCUGUAUUUCAAUUCGCGAAUUUUAAGACAAGUUGUACGUUUACGUACGGAAUGUUGGAGUACAUUCACGCGAAUAAUGCACAUCGCACCUGCCCGUUCCGAAAGUUCCUUUUCACUAUCUACAAAUAUUCCAGCAUAUGGGACAGCGAAUACAACCGUUAUUAUAACAGCGCAUCGUGCAAGGCAUCGGCGUCUGCAUUUGACGUUUGCACUUGGAUGUAUAUCGUUUAUAUUUAUGUUUAGUACAGCACCAUAUAAGAUAUUUAAGAUCAUCGAAAGACACGAUAAAGUUAUUCGAGAUCAACAUAAGCAUGGCGCUCAGAAAUCUAUACAUAUACUAUUAGCGGAAGUUAUUAUCGAUUGUUUUGUUUAUUUGUCAUGUUCAACGCCGUUUUUUGUUUGUUUUGCUACGUCGAGUAUUUUUCGUGAUGAAUUACGACGAGUUUUUCAAUAA
Molecule: messenger RNA, 1086 nt
Organism: Adineta ricciae
Lineage: Eukaryota; Metazoa; Rotifera; Eurotatoria; Adinetida; Adinetidae
Source: the annotation of a GenBank genome assembly